CCGUGGGGGCCAAAAGCGCAAGGCGGACCUCCGUCUGCAAUCAUUUUAUUCAUAGCACGAAGCACUUUCGGAACAUUCCAUCUACUUGCGGGUCCUCCAGGCUCCAGAUUAGGUCUGUGACAUUUCCAGCUACCUGUCUGUGGGACGGAACACUGGUCCGUCCUUGUAUAUCAUGGAGGGGACCAGCGGAGUUCGCAUGCCGAAGGCUUGCAGAACAUGCGCCAAGGCAAAAGUUCGCUGUGAGACCCAGAGAGAAGGUCCUUGUAAGCGAUGUCGUCGUCUCAGUAAGGAUUGUGGUAGCCAAACGCCCGGAGUCCAUCGACGGCAAAAGAGCAAGCCUGCCAAAGCUGAUGUUGCUGCCUUGGAAGCCAAAUUAGAUAGAAUGGUAGCUUUACUAGCUGCUUCUGAGCGACCUCCCGGGAGUCUCUCGUCGGACGUCACGCCAUCGCCCGGGUGCUACUCUGCGACAGCCAGGAGCGUGGAUGUAUCUACACCAGGAGAUAUAGAAUGCCCGGCUUUGUUGGAGACCUAUGCCAAAAUGAUGAUUCCGAUGUUUCCCUUCGUCCCAGUACCGUCCCACAUGACCGUUGAAGAUCUGUGUCGUGAAAGACCAUUUCUUCACCUGAAUAUCACAAUGAUCGCCUGCCCGAACCCUGAGCGCCAACGAGAGCUAUCAAAGGCCGUCAAAGAAUAUAUAGCCGACCGCAUCAUCAUGCAGGGACAACGGAGUCUCGAUCUUCUUCAAGGUCUGCUGGUCCAUCUGGUUUGGUUCAUUUCUGUCUCUCGGAUACCUCGACCGAACUUCUCUGGUCCAAUUAACGGCCCUAUAUGUGAUUCAAAUAUACCCUCAAAGCUACCGUCUCAGGGAACUGCGCAAUUGGAUGCUUUCCUACAUCUUACCAUGGCACAGGCAAUUAGUCUGGGUCUGAAUCAGGAUCCACGCAGCCCAAAGACAUUGAAUCAGCCCAUCGCCUACUUAAGUCAGGCCGACUCUCAUCGGGAUAAGAGUUCAACGCGUACGAUAGAGGAUCGUCGAACCUUUUUAGGGUGCUACUAUGCAAUGAUGGUGUUAUCGGUCUGCGCCAAAGACAUGGAAUCAUUCCGUUUUACCGAGUACACGAAUGAGUGCUGUAAAUUAUUGAAAGAAUCUCCCGGGACAUUGACAGAUACAUAUGCGGUUCAACUCGUGAGAGUCAUGCAUCUUGCCGAGAAUAUCAAUCAUACGAUGGCUAUGCGUGAGGUCUCCUCAGUCCCCUCGGCGCCUCUUGGUAUGAGUUUGCGAUGGCAUCAAGCUGAGCUUCAAAAGCUGAAAGAUUCUUUCUCGUGCAGGGAGCCCCACGCAGCCAUACUAUCAUUUCACUACGAUACGCUGGAGAUGUUACUCUAUCGCAGCUCCCUCGACAGCGAGAACUCAGAGAACGAGUACGGGAACUAUCCCGUAACACGGCUUGAUCUCCUCUACCGCUGCUUGGAAGCCACGAGAUCUUUCUUUCACCACCUGUAUACUCUUCCAGCUGUAUAUUUCCGCUUCCUGCCCUUUACAAUAUCCAGCCAAUUUGGGCAAGCAAUCGUCACAUUAUCGCAGUUGACCCUUUAUCAAAGCGAGAACGGCGCUUGGGAUCGCGCCUAUGUCAGGAACACCAUUGACUUUGAUCAGACCGUCGAUACAAUGGGGCGGAAGUUGGAUGAAGCUCGAGCUCUCAUCCCAAAACCAGGCGAGCAGGAUGCCACAUCCUCUAAUGGCCCACCCGAGAUCUUCAAGAGACUCCCUGCUCGAAUGAGAAUGAUGAAGGAGAUGCAUCGACGCAGGCAAGAAGCUCAAGAGAAGGUGCCGCAGUCACAGGCCGUUGAAGAGCCAUGUGAUCUUAAUUAUAUGUUCAAUUUACCCGCAGAAUUUUUCAUUACUGAUUCUGACUUCUAUGAUUUUGCGGGGGCUUUCGAUGCAUCCAACAUCAUGUGAGAGGCUGUGCUGUGACCUAGGCGGUGGUACUUGGAGAUUCCGUACCUGCGGAGAAGAACUCCCGAUCCAUAGUCCCUCUUGGAGGUUCUGCAGAUAACUUGACCUCUGAUACAAUCAAUAUAGACCUGAAUGAGAACAUGCUUCCAAAUAUAUUUCCAAAGAUCCAGUCCGCUGAAAGAAAAAACAUCAUUCUAGCGCACGAGAAGUCUUAAACAGCUAUAGUAGAUUCAAGCGGGUGGUGAACCCAUGAAGUUUCCGGCGACUACACUCUCAAAGGCUUGUGAUAUUUGCGUCGAAAUUGAUCUCCCGGCAGAGGCAAAGGGUAUUUUAAAAUUUUAUUCUCCAAGAUUUCAAAAACAUUAAAUAUAUCCUUGUAAUUUUAUUACAGGGCGACAGCACCCAAAGCUGCGGCAACAAUAGCCAUAACUCCAGCCAGGUUGGUAGCAGCGAAUCCACUGGCGCCACCGGUAUGAACGGUAGUCGCAGCAGAAGUGGUCGAGUUUGCAGAGGCAGUGGAAUUUCCGACCUUCGAGGCAGACGAAGUCAUCGUACUCAGAGAAACAACGGGGGAGCUAGUAGGCGCAGCGGUGACCAUGCUACCAUCGCUCUGGGUCUGAGUGGUGGAAAUUUCCGAGGAUUCGCCAGUUGCAGUAGUCUUGGUGGAGGCGGUGGUUUGCGAGACGGUAGUGGUAGUAGCGGCCAACUUUCCGUUGGGACCCCAGCCUGGCAUGUAGCUGGGCGUCACAGUCGCAGUGCCGGAGUAGAGAGGGCAACCCGGCUGGGUGGUCUUGGGAGGCGCACGACCGCCGCCGCAAUCAACGAAGUCGCAGAUCUCGCCGGUGUCGGGAACAUACCAGAUCAUACUGGCCUCGUGCCAUUGAUUGGUAGUUUGCGACGAGAUGCAGCCGGCGAGAUCGGUGCGGGCAGUCGCGAGACCGACAAGGCCGAGAAGGACGGGCAGGGCAAACGCCUUCAUUUUCGCGAAUAAUUUGAAACGAAUGGAUUGUGCAAUAUGCAGGUAAAGAGCGGUCCCGGGUAGGCGGGUUCAACGAGCGACAACAAAAGUGAAAGACUGCGCGACAACAAGCCUUGCUGAAACGGCGCGUGAGCGUUGUCUUAUAUGUCAGUAUUCUUGGUUCAUCCGGCAAUGGGAUCUGGAUUGGAUCUAGCAUCAAACUCUCCCGCAAAGCCACUGGACACAUCUUGCUUUAGGCCAGUCUAGUCUUUCCAG
Messenger RNA from Penicillium brasilianum, 3191 nucleotides. The record is from the annotation of a GenBank genome assembly. Lineage: Eukaryota; Fungi; Ascomycota; Eurotiomycetes; Eurotiales; Aspergillaceae.